AAGCAAAUCCAUUCUUGUACUGCUUCCCUGAAAAGCUUUUCAGUAAAUGCACUCAUGCUACUACAGGAGCUUCUCUCAGCAAUAAGCCACCCAUCUGCCAUCAACAAGUUAGGACUAAAGGAAGCCACAGCUGUGGAAAAAGAAAACGUGAGCUUCAAUUAACCAGCUGAGCAGCCACAGAGGAUGAAAACUUCUAUUAAGCAUUGAUUUAAAAAUUGCAGACCUGUCAGAGGAGAUCAAGCCCGUGAUUUCAAAAGGAAUAUUCCAAGAGAGCAUCGUGGAUUCAAUUUUGCACUGAUAUCAAAGGACACUAAGCUCAGUAAAUUAUUCAAAGGCUAUCUUACAUUAGAGCCUUUUACAGACUCACGGCGUUGAGUCUAAAACUACGACUGAAUGCAACCUCCAAUGUGCUCAAAAGAAUGGGCUUACAUUUCAAGUGGCCAUUAGGGGCUCGUAUGCUGGCAGCACUAUAUGCAAUGAGUAUGGUUUUAAAAAUGCUGCCUGCCUUGGGCAUGGCUUGUCCACCAAAAUGUCGCUGUGAGAAGCUGCUCUUUUACUGUGACUCUCAGGGGUUUCACUCAGUGCCAAACACCACUGAAAAGGGCUCGCUAGGUUUGUCACUGAGGCACAAUUAUAUUUCUGAACUUGAAAGGGAUCAAUUUGCAAGCUUCAGUCAACUUACUUGGCUUCACUUAGAUCAUAAUCAAAUUGCAACAGUCAGAGAAGAAUCUUUUCAAGGACUGUAUAAACUUAAGGAAUUAGUCUUAAGUUCCAACAAAAUCUUUCAUUUGCCAAACACAACUUUUAGCCAGCUGCUUAACCUGCAGAAUUUGGACCUCUCUUUUAAUCAGUUAUCCUCUCUGCACCCCGAGCUCUUCUACGGUCUUCGCAAGCUACAGACCUUGCACUUACGUUCCAACUCCCUGCGGACCAUCCCGGUCCGCCUGUUCUGGGACUGUCGUAGCCUGGAGUUCCUGGAUUUGAGCACAAACCGCUUGCGAAGUUUGGCUCGCAACGGAUUUGCGGGAUUAAUCAAGCUGAGGGAACUUCACCUAGAGCACAACCAGCUGACAAAGAUUAAUUUUGCUCACUUCCUCCGGCUGAGCAGCCUCCAAACGCUCUUCUUGCAGUGGAACAAAAUUAGCAACUUGACAUGUGGGAUGGAGUGGACCUGGGGCACCUUAGAAAAGCUCGAUUUGACUGGAAAUGAGAUCAAAGCCAUCGACCUAACAGUCUUUGAAACUAUGCCUAACCUUAAAACCCUCCUAAUGGAUAACAACAAGCUGACCACUCUGGAUUCCAAGAUCCUAAGUUCGCUGACAUCCCUCACCACCGUGGGCCUCUCCGGCAAUCUGUGGGAAUGCAGCCCAAAGAUCUGCGCCUUGGCCACAUGGUUGAGUGGCUUCCAAGGUCGGUGGGAGCACUCCAUCCUCUGCCACAGUCCCGACCACACCCAGGGAGAGGAUAUUCUGGAUGCAGUGUAUGGUUUUCAGCUUUGCUGGAAUUUAUCAACUGUUGUUACGCCCGUGGCUACAACGUUCCCAGCUCCGACCACCGAGUACACAAAAAGAACAAGCUCUUCUCAUUUCCAUAUGGGAGACAAAGAGAUUCCAACUACAGCAGGCAUGGUCGUUACCACCGAAGAACCUUUCCCUGAGCCAAACAAUGCCAUCUUCACUCAGAGGGUAAUUACAGGAACAAUGGCUUUAUUGUUUUCUUUCUUUUUUAUCAUUUUUAUAGUGUUCAUCUCCAGGAAGUGCUGCCCUCCCACACUAAGAAGAAUUAGGCAGUGCUCAAUGAUUCAAAACCACAGGCAGCUGCGAUCCCAAACAAGGCUGCAUAUGGCAAAUAUGUCAGACCAAGGACCCUAUAAUGAAUAUGAACCCACCCAUGAAGGACCCUUCAUCAUCAUUAAUGGCUACGGACAGUGCAAGUGCCAGCAGCUGCCCUAUAAAGAAUGUGAAGUAUAAUACCUACAUGUCAUCCCAAAUUAAAUCAGAUAAGUAACCUAUUUUAAAAUUGUAGGGGACCUACACCAGAUUCUAAUUUUUACAAAUGUUGACAUAAAGCCUAAUUUUCCAAGCUACUUAAUGGAAACAUUGUUUAUGGAGUGGUGCAGUAUUUUUAAGUUUUUUUAAAAAAAUGAAUCCAUAAUAUUUUCAGUGUUAAAGAAGCAAUGAUGACGUUAAACUUGCACUCCUAAUGUUUAAAAGUCUAAAAAACGCUCACCUCAAACUAUGUAAAAUGUUUCAUGUUAUGUAAUUAUAUGACUGUGUGUAAACAUUUAUAUCCAAGUCUCCACAUCCUACUUUUUCUAAGGAAAACAGUCCAAGGGGAAGGAUAGUGGAUAUCUGUACAGAGAUCUGCAGGGGGGACAUACACUCCGUUUGUUCCACUCCAGCUGUAGGAUCCCAAACACUCCAGGUGGCUCCGUUCGCUCUAAAGGCAGCCGUGGAGGAAGAUCUUCCUCCUCUCAUAAUUUCAGUCCAGUAAAAAAGGGGAGGGGAAACAAAACAAAAAGAAAAAGCAAUGAAGGUCCAGGUGGGGAUUUAAGUGCACUGGGGGCCAGUGAAUCUCUCUUAAAUACAGGUUUCCCAUCUGCAUUCAUAGUCUGGCUUGUUUAAACGGAGCUUUGCAAAAGCUCAGGACAGAGAAAGGAGCAGUUCACACCGUCACAAAUUAGCAGGACGGUCACUAAUUAGCAGGACGACUCUCCAGGCACUUACAAAGCAGGCAGCACAGCUUCGUUAGGAAGGCUCAGUAUGACAGGAUCGAUUCUAAAUAUGAAGUACAUUCAAUCCUUAUCAGCUCUCUGGUUUGACUUGAUGCUUUUCACCAAUUCAGGCUAAUUACUCACCACUAUGAAUAAACGACGUGUCAACGUCUUUUCAUGUGUAAAUACCCUUAAUGCAAGUUUUUCGUAAUUAAAAGUAAAUAUCAACUGCGAGGUUAAGGAGAAGAGGGAGGGAAGGAAGAAGCCUCCCUUUGUCCCCCCGCUGCCCCCCCCAGCUUCCUCUUGCCUGGAAGCUAUUUUCAUGCUCUAACUCCACUGGUUUCUCUGGAGACAGAAUUAGUCCCUGUAAUAGAAAUGCUCACUUGUCCUCCUGUUUCAAAAUUAAAGGUAAUUACCAGUUAAAAAAAUAAAUA
Messenger RNA from Apus apus (common swift), 3147 nucleotides. RefSeq names its product leucine rich repeat transmembrane neuronal 2 (gene LRRTM2). The record is from RefSeq and is a predicted model, not a curated record. NCBI's taxonomy places the organism in Eukaryota, Metazoa, Chordata, Aves, Apodiformes, Apodidae. The transcript has 2 exons. Gene Ontology annotation, molecular function: protein binding. The coding region runs from base 420 to 1970 and encodes 516 amino acids.